AUGAAGGUCACUGCGUGGGAUGCAGAUGACCCUACGUACGGGAGCAGUGCCAGGGUGGUGUACAGCGUGCUGGACGGAGAGAGGUUCUUUACCGUGGACAGACAGACUGGUAAGGGCAGACUCCUGGCAUGACCAGACAGAGUCACAGACUUGUAGUAUUACUUAUAGUAAUAUUAUGUGUAUACUAUGUAUUCCUUGUGGUAAUACUUGUAUCCUACAAGUAUUGAAAUACGUAAGUACCAACCCCAUGCUUUAUACAAGGAAAUAAUAAUCUAUCAACAAAUAGUGAGUUGAUAUAUUUCUUGUCUCAAACCUCAUAUUUCUCAACAUAUAAGGGUGCAUAUUGAAAUGAAAAGAGUUACCAUUAAAUCUCUGAAGUGUUAUAUUACUGUCUGUCCGGAUGCAGGUUCUCUAAUUGUCUCUCUCAGUCAGCACAUUUGGGUGAAUUCCCUCUUCGUCUGAGGGCCUGUACGUGGGCUUGAAUCGUAGUCUCUCAGGCAUAUCCCAAGGUUUGUGUUGCCUGCAAAUGUCCCCCUGGGAGUAGCACUAAACUUUUAAUGAUUCCUUUUUUGGUCUCCCCACUUUGAUUCAGUUGGCCCUAGUGCCUAGAUGAUAAAUGGCCCUGCCUCGGCAACGUUGGCCUGGAGACUCGCAGAUCUUCCCGUCUCCUCCGCCCCUCUCCUUUUUUUAUGCACAUGAACCAUUCAAAUAGGUGCAGAUGUAAGAGGUCAUCAAGAGAACAGAACAGCUGUGAAUGUCCCCUCAUUAAUGUCGCCCCAGUCAUUCAAGAGUGUUAAUCCUUCACUAUCUUCAUCUCCUUUCCGGAUCCAUGACCAGAAUAUGAUCAAUGGCCAAUGUCUGAGGGAUUUUUCGAAAGUAGCAGUUCUUAAGAAACUGUAUAUCAUUUUAAUAUAUUUGAAUUUCAGCGUGGUAUUUGGUAUUGAAGUUCAAGUGAGCUUCUUCUCAGGAUGAAAGCCUAAGGAUUCUAUUAAAUUAUAUUCCACACAUUUCUAAGAAAGAGACAUAACUACUUGGCACUCUGCUCUCAGACACGGUCAUAAAAAAACGAAACAAUUAACAGGCAAAUGCACAGGACUCAUAGUCAUUGACAACUGAUGUGCAAUAUAUAGUAUGCUAUGAAUGAGAUCCCAUUUCCAGCAUGUUACAAAUGUUAGCAGUCAAGAAACAUUUGAUUGAGUGGAAUGAGUUCUUACUAAGAAAGAGCUGAUGCAAAAAGCAUAAUUUCUGAUGUCCCCCAUGCCAUUGGUUAUUGAAAGCUAUUAUUGUGUGCCUCCAUAUACCACAACUGAAUUUGACUAUGUACUGUAUGCUGACAUACAAACAUUGCCUGCAGCUACCUGAUGCUAAAUGUGAGUGCAAUCUCUAAGUUGUGUGUCUAGCUGAGAAGCACAAUGCAAGGCACUGGGAGAGAUGCCAUCAACAAUAUAAUUUGAUGUGGAUAUCCCACCAGGGAAUGUAUUUAUAUAUAUUUUUAACCUUUAUUUAACUAGGCAAGUCAGUUAAGAACAAAUUCUUAUUUACAAUGACGGCCUACCCCGGCCAAACCCGGACGACGCUGGGCCAAUUGUGCGCCACCCUAUGGGUCUGUAGUGACGCCUCAAGCACUGAGAUGCAGUGCCUUAGACCGCUGCGCCACUCGGGAGCCCAUGAGAGGGAUAUGCAGUGCCAUUAUAUCAAUCAGAACAAAUGUGAGAUUAAGACAAUUCAAAGUCUUAUCAGUGACAAAAUAUUGUAUAUUUAUUCAUACUGGUAUGAAAUGGAAGGGGGCCACCAAAGUUCAGUAAUUUUUUUUAAUCCACUUCUAACUGUAGUUACUUCAGUAGAAAUAUAAACCUGGCUAAACACAGCAGUAGGUCUGUCUUGAAGUACUCCAAGGGCAUUGUUAAAGCGUCUGAACAAAAUGCUCACUGGAGUAGGAUUAAGACAACUCAUGAGAUUGUUUUGGUUCUCUCUCUUAAAUCCACUCCUCUCCGACUGCCAGCGAAAGACGUGCACAAGCUUUUUCGCCGGAACUGUUUUCAUAAGCCUCAUUCUUCAAUGGUGUGUGCCUUCAUUUUGGCCCUAUAUAUUAUGAAUUUUAAUACAGCUCAGCCGUAAUGAUAUAAGCAUGGAGCCACGGAUGUGACACAAUCUACUCUAACAAGACGAGCCGAGAGGGUGAACUGGAAUGUACCGCACUUGUGCCUCUAAUAGGCUGAGUUUACACAGGAGUUUACAUUUCCGCAAAUUGGUCUUUUGACCAAUCACAUCAGAUCUUUUCACAUCAGGUCUUUUUCAGAGCUGAUCUGAUAUGUCAAAAGACCUAUUAUUGGAAAAAAAACUCGUAGCGGGCUAUCGUAUAUGAGAGCUUAGAGCUAACUUCACCUUUCCCUUUGGAUCUCUCUCUCUCUCUCUGUCUCUGUCUCUGUCUCUCUCUCUCUCUCUCUCUCUCUCUCUCUCUCUCUCUCUCUCUCUCUCUCUCUGUCUCUCUCUGUCUCUCUCUCUCUGUCUCUCUCUCUCUCUCUCUCUCUCUCUCAUCAGGACUGAUUCGGACGGCUGUGGCGGAUCUGGACCGGGAGACGCAGGAUCGCUAUGAGCUGGUUGUCAUGGCAACCGACAUGGCGGGCCAAAUGGGCGGUCUUUCCGGCUCCACCACAGUGACCAUAGUGAUCACAGAUGUUAAUGACAACCCGCCACGCUUUCCGCAGAGUGAGUCACUCUCACAUUGAGUGGUGGAAUGAGAUAGAUGGUGCACUUACACCCGUCAGUAAUAGAAGUAUCGGCCUACAUGGAGUGGUCAGAAGCACUCUGAGAAAAUAAUUUCACUUAUAUUUAUCCACAGGUCAAACACUCCGCUAAGAAGGGUUUCCGUAUGUCUGCAUAUGAUGGAGCCCAUUUAGAUGGAGCCGAUUUAACAAUUUUUACAUUACAGUGGUAUGGAUUUAUGUUGGUGACAUCUGUUAUUUAUCAGCUGGAGAAAGCCAUAAUGGAAUAAUGUUAUGGUCAAUAUAUAGGGUCCUGUUUGAAUACUAGAAGAGUAGAGUGUUUAUUUUCUCUGGGGGGGGCAAUUCAUUUUGCAGCAUGUAGUAAAAACACAUUGAACACAUGACAAUAAAUAUACAUGAAAACAAUGCAUACAGCAAUAUGUACACAGCUAACAAUAACAGUACAUCUUAUUGAGAAAGCUGAUAGCAGCUGCCUUUAGUUUACACCUAUUAGUUUUCAACGUGGGGAGUCUGUACCUGCGAUCUGAGGGAAGCAACAUCAAUUCAUCAAACAAGGGAUGCUGGGAGUCCCUCAGAAUGGAUUGCACCUUGAAUAUGACUGGUGUCUGAUACUGCAGGUCAGAAAGGUCAGUUAAUGUCACGAUCGUCGUAAGAAGCGGACCAAGGCGCAGCGUGAGAAGCGUACAUUAUUUUAUUGAAUGUACAACACGAACAAAAACAAUAAACGAUACGUGAAGUCCUAGGUUAAACACAAACCUUACGGAUCAAGAUCCCACAAAACAAAAGUGCCAACAGGCUGCCUAAGUAUGGUUCCCAAUCAGAGACAACAAGCAACAGCUGCCUCUGAUUGGGAACCACCCUGGCCAACAUAGAAAUACGUGAACUAGAACACCCAUAGACAACUAAACAUAACAAGUCCACACCCUGGCUCAACAUUUAAGAGUCCCCAGAGCCAGGGCGUGACAGUUAAGUUCAUGAUCCAGCUACUUUGUUGCACAAUGUUACCCAGCCUGUUCUUACUGUUUAAGUUUAGAUUGUGAAAACAGCAGAUCAUAUUGAAUGUUAAAAUGGAUGCAUUACUACAGAAAUGCAUGUUUCCUUCCUGCCUUUCUUGAAGCGCUUACAGAUCUGGAUGAAAGUAAUAGGUUGGUGACCUUGCUUACUCUUAUCCAAUCAUUUAGAUCUGUGCUUAGCUCAAGGAAAUAAGGAAGGAAGGAUGCAUGUCUAAAGUAUUUCAUCAGGGCCUUGGAAAAAUACAAAGGCUGCAAAAAUGCCCUGUAAAUGUUUAGAAUUGUUUAGAAAUGUGCUCUUUUGUAUACCAUCUGCAUAUAAUUAGCUCAUAUCGAAUGACAGAAAAAGGUACUUCCUGUUAAGACUCCAGACUAUAUAGCCUGUGAAUAGCAGUGUUUUUGCUAUUUCCCACUUUUCCUCUCCCACUUUUGUGAGAUAAACAACAAUACUUUUUAUUAAAGCUAAGAGAACUCAGUCUAAAUUCAAGUGUCGUGACGCUCCAGUCGCUUCAUCUCACAUAAUCUGAUUUAGUUUCCUGGCUGUCUCUCUUCUAUAACUUCCUAGCGCUUUCAAAAUACUGUCUGCGGUUCGAGGAUACAUAGUUUUAUUAGAAAAGAACGGGGUAGUGCGACAUGUGCAGCUGUUUUAUUUAUGUGUCCUACAGGGUUGGGGUCAAUUCCAUUUCAAUUUCCUUCAUUCAGGAAAAACUGAAAUUCCAAUUACAAUUAAAUAUUUUCAUAGAGAAUCAUUGAGGAAAAUUGGAAUUGGAAUUUCAGUUUUGAAUUGACUGAAUUGAAAUGUAAUUGACCCCUGCGCUGAUAUCUCACACAAAAUGUGGCUUUGUGCUGUGGAAGUGCUGUGUCAACAAAAAGUAGAUUAGAAAGUAUAUUUUUGAAAUUUUACAGGAGAGUAUUGAAAGAGUAAGCGUAAAACCUUCCAUACAUACACUACCGGUCAAAAGUUUUAGAACACCUACUAAUUUUAAGGGUUUUUCUUUAUAAUAGUGAAGACAUCAAAACUAUGAAAUAACACAUAUGGAAGUGUUAAACAAAUCAAAAUAUAUUUUAUAUUUGAGAUUCUUCAAAUAGCCACCAUUUGCCUUGAUGACAGCUUUGCACACUCUUGGCAUUCUCUCAACCAGCUUCACCUGGAAUGCUUUUCCAACAGUCUUGAAGGAGUUCCCACAUAUGCUGAGUACUUGUUGGCUGCUUUUCCUUCACUCUGCGGUCCGGCUCAUCCCAAACCAUCUCAAUUUGGUUGAGGUCAGGUCAUCUGAUGCAGCACUUCAUAACUCUCCUUCUUGGUCAAAUAGCGCUUACACAGCCUGGAGGUGUGUUGGGUCAUUGUCCUGUUGAAAAACAAAUGAUAGUCCCACUAAGUCCAAACCAGAUGGGAUGGCACAUCGCUGCAGAAUGCUGUGGUAGCCAUGCUGGUUAAGUGUGCCUUGAAUUCUAAAUAAAUCACAGACAGUGUCACCAGCAAAGCACCCCCACACCAUAACACCUCCUCCAUGCUUUACUGUGGGAAAUACACAUGUGGAGAUCAUCCGUUCACCCACACCACGUCUCACAAAGAUACGGCGGUUGGAAACAAAAAUAUUCCAUUUGGACUCCAGACCAAAGGACACAUUUCCAACUGUCUAAUGUCCAUUGCUUGUGUUUCGUGGCCCAAGCAAGUCUCUUCUUAUUAUUGGUGUCCUUUAGUAGUGGUUUCUUUGCAGCAAUUCGACCAUGAAGGCCUGAUUCACACAGUCUCCUCUGAACAGUUGAUGUUGAGAUGUGUCUGUUACUUGAACUCUGUGAAGCAUUUAUUUGGGCUGCAAUUUCUGAGGCUGGUAACUCUAAUUAACAUAUCCUCUGCAGCAGAGAUAACUCUGGGUCUUCCAUUCCUGUGGCGGUCCUCAUGAGAGCCUGUUUCAUCAUAGCGCUUGAUGGUUUUUGCCACUGCACUUGAAGAAACUUUCAAAGUUCUUGAAAUGUUCCGUAUUGACUGGCCUUCAUGUCUUAAAGUAAUGAUGGACUGUCAUUUCUCUUUGCUUAUUUGAGCUGUUCUUGCCAUAAUAUGGACUUGGUAUUUUACCAAAUAGGGUUAUCUUCUGUAUACCCCCCUCUACCUUGUCACAACACAACUGAUUGGCUCAAACGCAUUAAGAAGGAAAGAAAUUCCACAAAUUAACUUUUAACAAGGCACACCUGUUAAUUGAAGCUGGUUGAGAGAAUGCCAAGAGUGUGCAAAGCUGUCAUCAAGGCAAAGGGUGGUUAUUUGAAGAAUCUGAAAUAUAAAAUAUAUUUUGAUUUGUUUAACACUUUUUUGGUUACUACAUGAUUCCAUAUGUGUUAUUUUAUAGUUAUGAUGUCUUCACUAUUAUUCAACAAUGUAGAAAAUAGUAAAAAUAAAGAAAAAUCCUUGAAUAAGUAGGUGUUCUAAAACUUUUGACUGGUAGUGUAGUGACAGUACGCUCCAUGCCCUGCCAAUGAUCACCCGGGGUCAGCAUCUCUACCAGACAUGGUUAACAUAAACGCAUAAUGCCUUGGUCUAUCCUGAGCAAAGAUCCAGUGCAUUACUUAAAGGGAAUGCUGAGUGGCAAUGGGGUUAUGGGUCAAGCAUUGGGGGCGGAUUGAUGCAUGAGCCACUAAGUUGUCUGUACAGAAUAAAGAUCCUGGGUGAAUUCUAUAUUUGCUGAAUUUUCUUGGCAAUGGGAAGAGUGCUCAUACAUACAGUAAAUGGUGGGCUUGUAUGUAUUGAAUGCAUUUGUCCUUCUUCAUCUUCCUCCUCUUCCUCCUCCUUCUCAUCUUCAUCCUCCUCCUCCUCUUCCUCUUCCUUCUCUUCUUCAUCCUCCUCCUCCUCCUCUUCCUCCUCCUUCUCUUCUUCAUCCUCCUCCUCUUUCUCCUCUUCCUCACCCUUCUCCUAUUCUUCAUCCUCCACCCUCCUGUCCUCUUUCGCUUCACCCUCUUCCAUCUUCUCUCCUCCUCUCCCUCCACCCUCCUCCCACUCCACCUCUUCCCCAUUCCUCUCCUUCAGAGAUGUACCAGUUUUCGGUGUCUGAGGGGGCGGCCGUGGGGACGCCGGUGGGGAGGGUGAUCGCCACAGAUGCAGACAUGGGGGAGAACACGGACAUGAGCUACCUGAUCAAAGACGAGGAGGGCGGGGAACUCUUCAGGGUCACGACCGAUGGAGACACGCAGGAGGCCGUCAUCACCAUCAAAAAGGUGGGAGUAGAAUAAAGCUGAUCUGAGAUCAGUUUGGUUUUGGGGGCAGCGAUAUCCUAGAGGUUAGAAAAGCUGGCCAGCAACCGGAGUGUUGCCGGUUCAAAUCCCAGUGCUGAUGGGGUGAAAAAAAAUCGGGCAGGAGUGAGCCUACAACUGGAGGGCUAAUGGCAUUAAUAUCUCAGGUGCCACCUACCGCUGAUCUUUCCUUGA
Molecule: messenger RNA, 7156 nt
Organism: Coregonus sp. 'balchen'
Lineage: Eukaryota; Metazoa; Chordata; Actinopteri; Salmoniformes; Salmonidae
Source: the annotation of a GenBank genome assembly